GUGUUUCUUCUAUACACAUGAUGCCAUGUUUUCUCAAACAAAACCACACCACACGCAUGAAUCAAACAUUCUUCAACUCUUGUCAAUUCUUCUUAGAAUUUCCUCGUGCACCUAAUCUCUCAUUUCUUCCUUCUCUAUCAAUCAAUAACUACCUAUACCAGAAUUAACCAAUUUUUUCUUCUUUCUAUUUCCAUCCCAAAUUUCUUUUAACUUUAUUACCAUAACCUAUCAUAUCCUAAAUUUUGGAAUAUAUCACAAUGAUGAAAUAUACAUCUCAAUGAAGGAUAUAGUGGCUGAUACGUGUAUUCUUCUUCAAUUGUGACCGCUUAACGUAACGUGACCAAGUGUCACCAUGCCAUAAAUAAUGCCACAAAAGUAUUCAACUAACAACAAUACCAACCGAUAAACAUCAACGUUAUUAUGAGCCGUACCAGCUGAAUUAUGAAGUGUUUCACACUAUGCUUAGUUUCUUUCAUGGUUCUCUUUGCUUCAUGCUUUCAGAGUGUUUCAUCACAAAAUUUAUCUCAAAGUGACAUACAACAAGCUGGUUUGCCACCAAGAGGUUGGAAUUCAUAUGAUGCAUUUUCAUGGAUAAUUUCUGAACAAGAAUUCUUUCAAAAUGCUGAACUAGUCUCUAAGCGUCUCCGUGUUCAUGGAUAUGAGUAUGUUGUGGUGGAUUACCUCUGGUAUAGGAAGAAAGUUCCUGGUGCUUAUAGUAAUUCUCUUGGAUUCGACGUGAUUGAUGAAUGGGGAAGAAUGGUACCUGAUCCAGGAAGGUGGCCUUCUUCCAAUGGUGGGAAGGGUUUCAGUGAAGUUGCUAGGAAAGUACAUAGUUUAGGUUUGAAGUUUGGGAUUCAUGUUAUGAGAGGAAUAAGCACACAAGCUGUGAAUGCAAACACCCCUAUCCUAGACACAGUAAAGGGUGGUGCUUAUAAAGAAGCCGGUCGAGUGUGGCAUGCAAAAGACAUAGCAAUCCCAUCAAGGACUUGCGCAUGGAUGUCUAAUGGUUUCAUGAGUGUAAAUACAAAGUUAGGAGCAGGGAGAGCUUUUUUGAGAUCCCUUUAUGAGCAGUAUGCUGCUUGGGGUGUUGAUUUGGUGAAGCAUGACUGUGUGUUUGGUGAUGACUUGGAUAUAAGUGAGAUAGCCUAUGUAUCUGAGGUUCUCAGCCAGAUUAAUCGCCCCUUUGUGUAUUCUUUAUCUCCCGGAACCAGUGUGACACCCGCCUUGGCCAAGGAUGUCAGUGGACUAGUCAACAUGUAUCGCAUAACAGGAGAUGAUUGGGAUACAUGGGGGGAUGUCAAGGCUCAUUUUAAUAUAGCAAGGGAUUUAUCUACAGCUAAUAUGAUAGGCGCAAAAGGUUUAAAGGGAAGUUCAUGGCCUGAUUUGGACAUGCUACCGUUUGGAUGGCUAACUGAUCCAGGUUCCAAUGAAGGUCCCCACAGGUACAGUAAACUGAAUCUAGAAGAGAAAAGGACGCAGAUGACUUUGUGGGCUUUUGCAAAGUCACCCCUUAUGUAUGGAGGCGAUGUGCGGAGGAUUGAUCCUAUCACAUUCGGAAUUAUCACGAAACCUACCCUACUAGAGAUUAAUUAUUUCAGCUCAAAUAAUAUGGAGUUUCCUUAUGUGACGAGCUCGGAGAACUCGAAGAGUGGAUAUCAUCAUCAUAUAGGGAAAUUGAAAAGAUCUAAGAAAGGAAAGAAACGUAUACAUUCAUUACGCUUUACUCGCUGCACUGAUUCAAAGGCAAGUGGUUGGACUAUUGAAAAUCUUAACCAAAAUCUUGAAAGAAUCUGUUGGAAAGGGAGUUUAGAAAACGAGCAUCAGAACCCUUUCUGCGUACAAAAGAGAGAACUUCAGUUCAGAUUAGACGGAACUGGUAUGUAUCAAGAAGACUAUCGCGGGAAACAUCAAUUAUUUGCAGCCAAUCAAAUGAGAUUUUGCUUGGACGGUUCUCCUAAACGAAAAGUUACUUCCAAAGAGUUCAAGAGAGGCUCAUUUUCUCCCUGCAGAAUGGAUUCAAAUCAGAUUUGGGAGCUAAAAUCCAAUGGGACCCUGGUAAAUAGUUACUCAGGUCUUUGUGCAACAGUAAAUUAUAUAGAAGCUAAUGUUGAUUCUGGCGGGGUUCGCUCUUGGAUAGCGACGGGAAGAAGAGGAGAAGUGUAUCUAGCUUUCUUCAAUCUAAGUGAUGAACAAAAGACAACAAUAUAUGCAAAAACAUCAUUUUUGGCUAAGGUUUUACCUGACAGAAGAAUCAAUUCAUGUAAAGGUAAGGAAGUGUGGAGUGGAAAAAGGAUUGUUGUAACAGCACAAGGGACAAUAGCAAUGGACGUUGAAGUUCAUGGAUGUGCACUUUUUGUUCUAUAUUGCAGCUAAAAGAUAAACAACCUCAUUGUUGAGCCAUAAUUUUUUCCAUUUAUUCAGAGAUGGUUAUGUGGUGUGUAAGUGUUGGAUCCCACCAUGUUAUAGACAAGUUACGUAAGUAACUUGAGUUGUGUUAUAGCCUUGUGUUUUUUCCACAAAGUAUGUGAUGGAUGUAUACUUUCUAAUUAUAAGAACUUCAUUCUUGUUUCAUUUGUUAAAUUAAUGAAGUUAUGCCUGAAAAAGUAUGCA
Molecule: messenger RNA, 2610 nt
Organism: Trifolium pratense (red clover)
Lineage: Eukaryota; Viridiplantae; Streptophyta; Magnoliopsida; Fabales; Fabaceae
Exons: 14
Coding region: 442-2373 (643 amino acids)
Biological process (GO): carbohydrate metabolic process
Molecular function (GO): hydrolase activity, hydrolyzing O-glycosyl compounds
Source: RefSeq, a predicted model, not a curated record